Rhizopus microsporus ATCC 52813 is the source of this 1736-nucleotide messenger RNA. RefSeq lists its product as uncharacterized. The record is from RefSeq and is a predicted model, not a curated record. Lineage: Eukaryota; Fungi; Mucoromycota; Mucoromycetes; Mucorales; Rhizopodaceae. Gene Ontology annotation, molecular function: ubiquitin conjugating enzyme binding; zinc ion binding; ubiquitin protein ligase activity. Gene Ontology annotation, cellular component: ubiquitin ligase complex; cytoplasm. Gene Ontology annotation, biological process: protein polyubiquitination; ubiquitin-dependent protein catabolic process; positive regulation of proteasomal ubiquitin-dependent protein catabolic process. The transcript is spliced from 6 exons. The coding region runs from base 9 to 1547 and encodes 512 amino acids.
CAUAUAAAAUGAGUUCUGGUAGUGAUUGUGAAGACGAAUAUAUGUAUGAAGACGAUUCUGAUUUUGUGGAAUCCAUGAGUGAAAGUGAAGCUUAUGAUCACGAUGAAGAAGACGAACUAUUUACAGAGAAACAACAAAAGAAGGCUUAUGAAGUAGACUAUCAAGUACUUGAUUCUUCUAAUCUCAAGACGAAACAAGAUGCAGAAAUAUCACAAGUAUCCAUGAUUCUAGGUCUUUCGUCUGAGGAUGCUGCUACCUUACUGCGCUUUUUUCGUUGGAAUAAGGAGAAGCUAUUUGAACAAUAUAUGGAUUCAUCUGAGAAAGUAUUGAAACAGGCUGGUGUUUCAUCCGCUACAAACCCUAAUCGAUCAUGUCAACUAGCUGCCGAGUUGGAUAAUUUUAUGUGUGAUAUAUGUUGCGAUGAUUCUCCUGAUAUUGAAACCGUUUGCUUAUCCUGUGAGCACAGGUUCUGCAGAAAUUGUUAUACGCAUUAUCUUUACCAAAAGAUCAGAGAAGAAGGAGAGAGCAGAAGAAUACAAUGUCCAGAGAGUGAUUGUACGUUGAUUGUGGAUGAGAAGACAGUCGAAAUGCUCGUCAGUGAUGACAUUUUUUUCAAAUACCGUGAACUACUAAACAGAACUUUUGUGGAUGAUAACGACUUUUUAAGAUGGUGCCCCGCGCCCGAUUGUCAGUACGCCAUCGAAUGCAAUAUUCCGAGUACUUCGCUCAUGUCGGUCGUACCUACUGUCGAAUGCAAAUGUUCACACCGUUUCUGCUUUGGAUGUGGGUUAAGUGACCAUCAACCCUGUAUCUGUAUAAUCGUCAAGAAAUGGUUAAAAAAGUGUGAGGAUGACUCGGAAACAGCCAACUGGAUCUCUGCCAAUACGAAAGAAUGCCCCAAGUGUCACUCGACUAUCGAAAAGAAUGGUGGUUGCAACCAUAUGACUUGCAGAAAAUGCAGAUAUGAGUUCUGCUGGGUUUGUAUGGGCCCUUGGAAGGAACAUGGCACCUCUUGGUACACAUGCAAUAGAUUCGAUGAAAGGAGUAGUGCAGAAGCAAGAGAUAAUCAGACGCAAUCAAGAAUCAGUUUACAAAGAUACCUUCAUUAUUAUAAUCGUUAUGCAAAUCAUGAACACUCUGCCAAAUUAGAUCAAGAGCUAUAUCGAAAAACAGAAAGAAAAAUGGAAGAGAUGCAGCAGACAAGCGAUCUUUCAUGGAUUGAAGUACAGUUCCUUAAAAAGGCCGUAGAUGUCACUGUACAGUGCAGAACUACAUUAAAAUGGACCUAUGCAUUCGCCUUUUAUCUUGCAAGAACAAACCAAACAGAAUUAUUUGAGGAUAACCAAAGAGACUUGGAAUUGGCAACUGAACAGUUGAGUGAGUUACUGGAGAAACCACUAGACCCAGACCCAGAAAAGAUUGCCAGAUUGAGACAAGCAGUGUUGGAUAAAACGGUCUAUGUCAAGUUAAGAAGAGAAAUACUAUUAGAGGACACAGCUAAAGGCUUGCAAGAGGGAAGAUGGACUUACUGCAUUGAUCUUAAAUAAAAGGGUUUUUUCUUCGAAUUAUCUGCAUUGUAUACCGAUUUUAUUGAUUUCAUUAUGUUAAAUAAACAUUUUCUUUUAUUAAAUGAUCCCUCCCUUAGUGAAUAUUUCACAAGAUUCACUCUUUUAGUGUAGAACUCAUCACUAUUUUUUUUUUUUUAAAGCAAGCUGGAUGUUGCUUGUUCGUCCAUA